ACUAAAACGCAGAUUAUUUACAGCCUGCGAGAACUUUGAUUGAUCCAUGGAACAUCAUCUUCAGCCACUCGAUUGGGAUUUCUGACCACAGCUUUUGUAUUGUUGACUACUCUUGAGGGAUCUACUGUAAUUAAACACUCACUGAGCAUGCCUCGGCUUGCUGCUCGGCUCGCCAGAGUGCUUAUUCAUUUGCACUACUAAUUUUCCCCGCGGUAGUUCUGCUGAAACUAUUUCUUUGCCCUGUGUCUUGUGGGAAACACUGUGGCCAAGUUCAAACUGUUGACAUCUGCCACAUUUUCAACAUGUGAUCUCCUUCUGGGUUUAGAAAUCGCUAACAAAGGUGACCCUGCAGAGCCAUGCACGUUCCUCAUCUCUUCUGAAAUAAAAUCUACACAGUAAACGAUUUCAACCUUCAAAACAUUCCCUCACUUCCACGAUGAGUGACACAAACUACUGGGUUGUGGACUAUGAAGUCUCCUCUCCUGCUCCGCCCGGGUUCCCCAGGGGCCCAGCAGUGCUGCAGCCCACGGCAGGGCACCCCGAGCAGGGAACGGCCCUGUGUUUCGUUGGCCUCCUCGUGCUGCUGCUGCUCUUUCUGGUUGUCCGCUGCAUCCGUAUCUUAUUAGACCCGUACAGCAGCAUGCCGGCAUCCUCGUGGACGGACCAUAAGGAGGGGCUGGACAGAGGACAGUUUGAUUAUGCGCUGGUGUGAAGAUAAGGGGUGAUCGGGAGAUGGAGAGAGGGAUGAAUUUGGAGAUAUGUAAAGGUUCUUUUGAGGGACUUUUGAUGGAUGAUGUUUGUUCCGUGCCCUGUUCAAAGCUUCUAUUUCCAAAGUUUUCAGCUCCUGAAAAUGAAAGAAACUGCAUGUUGGUUGUUUGGAUGGGGUACUGGAAUGCAAUGCUGUAAAGAUAACAGCAUAAAAAUAACAUUAAACUGUAUCUGUAUGAGGAUUUAAUUCAGAGAGAAAUGGAGGAGACAUACCGGAAGUCCUGGAUCCAUUUUAAUUCACAGUAAUUAAUGAUUUAUUGGAGACUUAUGGUGUCUAUGAUGUCACACUGCAGCUUCUAGAGUAACACUGCAGGAAGACAGUGAUCAGUAUCGCAGCAUUACGUUAAGACUCCUGUUUGUCAUGUCAUUUUGUAAUUCUAUAAUGUGUUUACAAAUCCCAGGGCUGAAUUAUAAAUGGAGAGCAGAGCUGCUGCAAGAGAGGCUCUGAUUGAAUAAAAGAGAAAUCAAAUAAGUUUAGGGCAGACAUGGAAGUCAUUUAGACAGAAUUAAUACGCAUUAGUACAGCAGAUUUAAAGCAAGAUUGUCAACUGUAUAUGCCAUUUUACUGUUAAAAUGUAAAAAUGACAGGUUUGAGCCUUUUUUGGAAAUGCAGCUGAACCAAGAAUUCAGAAGAUGUCGUAGUUUCUCUGAAACUGGAAACCUUUUAUUUUUAAUGUGAACUAUGCUGGAUAUUGUAAGGUAUUUGUACCACCUCUAACAUGAUCCUCAGGUAAAAUGAUUCCUAACUAACCAAAGCCUCUAUAAUUCAAGGGAAUCACUUGAUUGUUUGUUGUCUCUAUUUUCUUUCAAAUUCACUGUGUCCUAAAUUUCAAUCUUAUCUCACUAUGAAAGCUGAUGUUUUAUAAUACAUAACAGUUAACGCAACAUAUUUUUAUUUGAGGUUUUGCUAUUUCAUGUCGCAAUGCCUUUAAGAGGCUUACGAAGCUCAGUUGUGAUUAUGAAAUGCAUGUAUACCAAUUUCAUCUCCCUAAUCCUUUUUGCCUUUAGGGUUAGUGCACCAGCCAAAUCAGUUCACAGUGAUAACACUCUGUCAGUGCCUGUAGGAAUAUGUGAAAAGCUUAUAUCUAUUUCAUACUAAUCUUACCUUUUGCCACUUGUUUUGUAAUAUUGUUUCUGCCCUUAUUAAAGUGAAAAGUCCUCUCUUUAUAAAAAAAAAGGUUAAGUAUUGAUAUUUGAUUGAUUUGUUAAAAAGUUGAUUUGUUUCAUUAAUGAUGACCAAAUGACUGUUUAUCAAUACCAACCUAUUGCAUAUGGUCCAUCUUCCUGGAUGUAGACUCUUGGUUGUAAAAAAAGUUAUUUUCCUAAUGUUUCUUUAAACUGGCAUUCCAUUUUUUAUUGAAAUAAAAAUCUUUUAUCUUGA
Molecule: messenger RNA, 2149 nt
Organism: Sander lucioperca (pikeperch)
Lineage: Eukaryota; Metazoa; Chordata; Actinopteri; Perciformes; Percidae
Product: cortexin-1
Exons: 1
Coding region: 437-712 (91 amino acids)
Source: RefSeq, a predicted model, not a curated record